This is a messenger RNA of Blumeria graminis f. sp. triticale, 1368 nucleotides long. Lineage: Eukaryota; Fungi; Ascomycota; Leotiomycetes; Helotiales; Erysiphaceae. The record is from the annotation of a GenBank genome assembly.
AUGUUCAAACGGCUAUUCAAAAUAUCGAUGGCUCAGAAGUCUCCUAUGCGGCCUCUUAUCGUCAUCAUCGGUGCGACAGGCACCGGAAAGUCCCAAUUAGCAAUAGACCUAGCCAAAAAAUUCAAUGGUGAGAUCAUCAAUGCCGAUGCCAUGCAGAUGUACGUCGGACUUCCAAUUAUCACCAACAAAGUCAGUAAAGAUGAGCAAGAAGAAAUUCCACAUCAUUUGCUCGGCCACGUAAAACUUGAAGAAGAAACAUGGAGAGUAGAUGCGUUUCAAAGCGAAGCUAGAAAACUACUAUACCAGAUCCGGAGUAGAGAUAAAAUCCCCAUUGUGGUGGGUGGCACACACUACUACGCUCAAAGUCUUUUGUUCGAAGAUUCAAUCCUCAGUGCGAGAGGAGCACAUGGAACAGCCGAAAAUCCAUCCUCCGAUCUUGAAAUAUCCAAAGAAUUCCCAAUCCUCGACGGACCGAGUGACAUCAUACUGAAGAAAUUAAAGGAGGUUGAUCCGGUCAUGGCUGAACGAUGGCAUCCAAAUGAUAUUAGAAAGAUUCGUAGGUCCUUGGAGAUUUUUUUAACUACUGGAGAGAAAGCUUCGGAUGCUUAUGCUAAGCAAAAAAACGUAACGAAAAUCUUGCUCGAAAAGGAAAGUGAUUCGAACCGUCUUAGUGAGCACCUCGAUGCUACAUCUACAUUAAUAUUCUGGCUUCAUACCGAUUCAAAAAUUCUGGACCAACGACUUGAUGCUCGCGUGAAGAAUAUGAUGAAAGCUGGUCUACUUGAAGAAAUAAGAUGCAUGCAUCAAUACUGGCAGCAACAACAACAAAUCGGGGUACGAAUAGAUAAAACGCGAGGUAUUUGGGCUUCGAUCGGUUGGAAAGAGUUUGAUCCCUACCUUCGCGCUCUCGAUAAAGGCGAGGACAUGGAAAAGAUAUUAGAACUUUGUAUCCAACAGACUCAAGCUGCCACACGAAGAUACGCUAAAAGACAAGUACGCUGGAUCCAGCUCAAACUACGACCCGCAUUAACAAAGUGUAAGUUAUUGAGAGAUAGGCUCUAUCUUCUUGAUAGCAAUGACGCCUCCCGCUUCCAGCAGAAUGUUUCAGAACUUGCAAUUAGUAUUACAUCCAAAAUGCUGGCUAAUGAAGAUCUUCCGUCACCAUUAGACUCCUCAGCUAUUGCUAGGGAUGUGUUGGGCGGUGUCAAGGAAAAACCUGACGUCUGGUUCCGCGAGAAGUGUGAAAUUUGUCAGGUCAAAGCUAUGAAUGAGAUUGAAUGGCAGUUACAUCUUAAAAGCCGCAGACAUCGCACAAUGCUCAAAAGAAAAGCGACAGAAGGCAAAAGUAAUGGAUUAUUAGGCGGAUAA